AUGUCUCAUCAAGAGAAUAAUCAAGGCAGGCAACAGCAGAAUCAAGAGCUUCAGCAACAACAGCAAGAUCCCCAGCAACAGGCUCAGCAACAGCAACAGCCAAACCUCUAUUUGGCUCACUUUCAUCCUUAUGAGGUUUAUUACAAUCGGGUACAUCGCACACGGCACACUGUCCAAAGUGGAUUUAUAUCAUCAACUUCUAGAACACCAUAUGAUGUCACUUGGUACAAAGCACAGACGGUAUAUGCUCCAUCUAACACCCUUAAUGGAGCAGCGCAGGACCCGAGAGGUGUGACUUUUAACACCUGCGAGUGGUCGACGAGGGAAACCCCUGAAGGAACGCCUAGGAUUGUGACCAACGAAGCGGCUGAUGUUUAUGUUCUUGCCUUCGCAGAAUUGCUGACAAGAGAGGCCAGCCUGGAGGGGCGACCCAUCGGCACACUGCGAUGGAGUGUGAAGAUCUCCUCCGUACUCCGACGACGACAAUUUGACCGGGAAGACACAGGAAGCCUGUAA
This is a messenger RNA of Macrosteles quadrilineatus (aster leafhopper), 516 nucleotides long. Its product is annotated as ataxin-2 homolog. Bases 1 to 516 code for a protein of 171 amino acids. The transcript has 2 exons. The record is from RefSeq and is a predicted model, not a curated record. Lineage: Eukaryota; Metazoa; Arthropoda; Insecta; Hemiptera; Cicadellidae.